Messenger RNA from Sphaerodactylus townsendi, 2467 nucleotides. Its product is annotated as O-acyltransferase like protein-like. The transcript has 15 exons. The record is from RefSeq and is a predicted model, not a curated record. Gene Ontology annotation, molecular function: acyltransferase activity, transferring groups other than amino-acyl groups. The coding region runs from base 1 to 1971 and encodes 656 amino acids. Lineage: Eukaryota; Metazoa; Chordata; Lepidosauria; Squamata; Sphaerodactylidae.
AUGGAAGGUGAUAACUUAAUGGCACUCAUAUUCAAUCUGCUGCUGCUGUUUCCUUGUGCCUCCUUUGCAAGAAAUCUCUCCCAAGAAUGUUGGGAAGAUGUCACCGAAUUUCUUUCUGACCUGACUGCAGCAAACCCCAAAGCUUAUGCCGUGAGGAUGUAUGAUUCUGUUGGAAAACUCGGCAGCAAUAUCCUCAGUGGGAAUACAGACAGACUGGGCUGUUAUAGUGAAUGCGUUUCGACGGAGGCUCCUUCUGGAAGAUUCCGAGGGCAGUAUUGCAAACUUCAAGUACAGCAGGACAGCAUGGAUUACUACUGUGGAAUUUGCGUGCCCAGUUCCUGCUCUGAUGAAGACGUCACAGAACUAGCUAUCCUGGAUGUAUUUAAAUUCAAGACCGUCUCUUUCCUAUUGCCUGUCCCCACUCCGUUUGCUGUGAACUCGACACUCUCCUACGAGUCCACGGCCAGAUGUGCGAAAGACCUUUUCCCUUUGGAUGCAUUUGUAGCCGUUUGCCUCUUUGUUAGCGUCUCCUUUCUCGUCUUGCCUAUUGCUGGGACCGUUUCUGAAGUCUGGAGGAAAGCUAAGCGCGACCCCUCGGCAUUGUCUUCUGCCAAUUACGGGAGCACGGCUUCCAGUGAACAAGAUGAGGGUACCGUGGACUGGGUUCUCAAAUGUUUUUCUUUGCAAAAGAAUUUCCCAGCCGUUUGGCGGACGAAGCCCCCCAGGGAAGUCUCUUCAGCUCUAAACGGGAUCAGAGCCCUGAGUCUCCUAUGGAUUAUUUCUGGACACACCAGUCAGAUGACGGCCUGGCAGAAUUUAGAUAAUGUUUUAGAAUGGGAAGAGAAAGUGCUUAAAAACCCUAUUUACAUAUAUUCUCAAGGCGGACCCUUUUAUUUGGGAGUCGACACAUUUUUCCUCAUCAGCGGCUUGUUGAGUUCCCGAUCUCUCUUGAACACGUUGCGUCGCUCAGAAACAGAAAUCACCUUUUGUGUCACACUGCAAUAUCUCUGCAAUCGACUUUUCCGACUUCAGCCACUCCAUAUGUACUCUGUGUGCCUUUUGGCUGGCUUAUAUUCCGUCAUUCCUUGGGGAGCAUUAUGGGAGCCUUCGAAGCUUCAGGUGGAUAACUGCCGAAGCGUGUGGUGGGCCAAUCUGUUGUUGAUCAACAAUUUAAUCCCUGGGACAGAAUCAUGCAAUGGAUGGACAUGGUAUCUUGCCAAUGAUUUCCAGUUCUAUUUAACAACUCCUCUGCUGGUUUUUUUCCAUACCAGAAGUAAGCGUUUGCUGAUGGCCUCAGGAACCUUUCUUUUCCUGGCAACUUUCACAAUCACAGCUCUGCUGUCAUCGUUUUACAGACUUCCUAUUGCAAACCCACGUGACCUGAGGAAAAUGUCCACUGUGAUGUAUUUCGCAGAGUAUUAUUCAAAACCUUAUUGCCGAUAUGGACCGUUUCUAGUUGGCAUCCUUUUAGGGCUCUUCACCUACCAGCAACAAAAACCCAUCUUAAGAACUAAGGCGCAGGCUUCUCUCGGGUGGCUCUGUGCAAUGCUGUCCAUGCUGAUGGUGGUCGCUCUGGCUUACACACUGGAGGGCCCCCUCGACUCCUACUCACCUUCCAUCGCCAUUUACCAAGCUGUUCACCGGACAAUUUGGGCCGCUGCGGUGGGGUGGAUUAUUUUUGCUUGCGAGGAAGGCUUUGGAGGUUUCAUCGCCUGGUUGCUGUCAUGGGACAUUUGGGCCGUGGUGGCAAAAGUCAGCUAUGCCUGCUAUUUGGUGCAUCCCAUGUUGAUCUUGAUGUACAACGGAUUUCAGGAGACUCUCAUCCACUACUCAGACAUCAACAUGUUCUACUUGUUCCUUGGACACUGCUUGAUGACGUUUGUUAUUGGAUUGGCACUGACAGUGAUGGUUGAGAUGCCUCUUCAAGGGCUGAAGCAAUCUCGUGCGCAUCGACAGGCAGUUCCGUUGUAAAGGAGGAGGCAGUUGAUGGGCCUUCCCUUUAAACCACUGAGAGGAACAAUCUCAGCCUGUUGGAAAAUUGAUAAAAGACCUUACAACAGAAUUUUGAGAAGAUAACAACCGGGUCUAUGCUAUAAUAGCCAAACUAAUAAAUUGUGUAAACAGACAGGCAAAACAUGAAUUUAAUGAGAAAUGGAAAUUUUACUUUUUAUAUGAAGCUGAAUCAAUCAUGUAAAAAUAAAAAUAACUUCAGGAUGAAUAACGUGAUAAUGAUUAAGAUUUAAGAGACCAACCAGUAAAGCUGUUUUAGAUUUGGGGAACAGAAUAUGACAACUUAAAAAUCUUGUGCUGGUUUCUCUGGUAAUAGUAGAAUGUCAUAUUGGGAUUCAUUUUGUAAUGAUUAUACUAACAGUCUUGGGUAGAUGUCUUUUCUGUUAUGUUUCGUAUCUUUCUCUAUAUCUGUUAAAUAUAUCGUGAAAAUUAACGAUUUUUUUUAAAAAAAUAAACC